Messenger RNA from Cottoperca gobio, 2027 nucleotides. It is a transcript of the gene mcoln3b, whose product is annotated as mucolipin TRP cation channel 3b. Lineage: Eukaryota; Metazoa; Chordata; Actinopteri; Perciformes; Bovichtidae. The record is from RefSeq and is a predicted model, not a curated record. Gene Ontology annotation, cellular component: lysosomal membrane; plasma membrane. Gene Ontology annotation, molecular function: NAADP-sensitive calcium-release channel activity.
AUGGAGGAGUCCAGUGACUUGUAUGAUGUGUACGAGACAAAUGGCCCCCCUCCCUGGGCAGACGACCAACAUCAUGGUCUGGAGGAUCUGGACAAUGUGGAGUGUCUCAGAAGGAAGAUCAAAUAUUACUUUAUGAACCCUUGUGAGAAGUACCACGCUCGCGGCCGAAAACCAUGGAAACUCAUACUGCAGAUCAUCAAAAUUGCCAUUAUUACUGUCCAGUUAGUGUCUUUUGGGCUGAGCAACCAGAUGGUCGUCACAUUCAAGGAGGAAAAUCUGAUGACAUUCAAGCACCUCUUCCUGAAAGAUUAUGUCGAUGGCGGCAUGGAUAUGUAUGCUGUUUACAGACAGGCUGAUGUUUAUGAUCACAUCGAUUACAUCAUUGAACAGUAUGGACAUCUGCACAACAUCACAGUAGGCAAUCACGCCUAUGACAAAAAUGGUACUUUCUACACCCCCCUUACAUUGUGUCAGGAGUUCUACAGAAACGGUACCAUCUACCCUGAUGAUGAGACCUUUGAAAUUGAUGCCGAAGUGGAAACGGUAUGCCUUAACGUUUAUCCGAUGUAUCCGUCAUUGCGUGAAGCACUUCCACAUUUUGAAUUGCAUUUCAAAAGGUUGCUCUCUAUCAAGGUCACAUUUGUUCUCAAAGCCAUAAAUUUACAGACGGUGAGACAUCGAGAGCUGCCAGACUGCUACGACUUUACCGUUAUUAUCACUUUCAACAACCUCGCUCACAGCGGCAGGAUAAAGGUUGACCUGGAAAACGAUGUAGACAUCAAUGAAUGCAGAGACUGGAAAGUGGCUGGGGCAUCUCCUAGGAACGUAUACCUGACUGUGCUGUUUGACUGCCUCAUUAUUAUAACGUGCAUCACCUCCUGCACCCUCUGCACACGCUCAGUGAUUAAUGGGAUUCAACUGCAGAGUGAGUACACACUCUACUGCAAGAACCUCUGCGGUAAAGACGUCCCAUGGUCCGACAGGUUGGAGUUUGUGAACGGUUGGUAUAUCCUGAUCAUUGCUAGCGACACAUUUACCAUCAUUGGCUCCAUUCUCAAGAUCGAGAUCCAGACUAAGGUCCUCACAAGUUAUGAUGUCUGCAGCAUCUUCCUUGGGAUAGGCACCAUGUUUGUGUGGAUCGGGGUCAUCCGCUACAUGGGCUACUUUAAGAAGUACAAUAUUCUCAUCCUGACACUGAGAGCAGCUUUCCCAAACGUUAUCCGUUUCAUCUGCUGCGCUGGAAUCAUCUACCUGAGUUACUGUUUUUGUGGCUGGGUCGUCCUUGGUCCGUAUCAUGAGAAGUUCCGGACCUUGAACACUGUGUCAGAGUGUCUAUUCUCCCUGAUCAAUGGAGACGACAUGUAUCCCACCUUCAAGAACAUGAAGCAGAAGAGCAGCCUGGUGUGGACCUUCAGCAGGGUCUACCUCUAUUCCUUUGUCUCGCUCUUCAUCUACAUGAUCCUCAGCCUUUUCAUCACAAUCAUCACCGACACCUAUGACACCAUCAAGCAGCAGCAGCAGAGUGGAACUCCGACAUCGGAGCUGCAGAAAUUCAUGUCUGUGUGUAAAGAUCCGCCAAACUCUGGGGUGUACAGACUGGACGAAAACAACGGCUGCUUCUCGAACUGCUGCGGCACCAGGUGCAGGAAGCGUCAGGAGAGGCUGACUUCAGAGGCAUAGCAAUGUGGAAAUAUCAUUUUAAAAAAGGUUAUAGUUUGUACAGUAUAACCUAACAAUGUGCACUUUAUACUGUUAUAUUCAAUGGGAGAGGCUUAUACUUUUCCCCUCUUUAACAUUAUGCCUCAGGUGUAAAACUGCUCCUUCACAUUUAAUCACAGGAACAGGAAGGAUAGAUACGAACGAAUUUGAGACACCGAUGAAAUCUGGUCUCUAUGAUGCAGAAAGCACUUUAUAAAUACACUUAUUUAUAUCAAUAUGUAGAUGGAAAAAAAAAAGGACCCUUAAAUUGUAUUUGUUUUUUUCAAUGCAUUUCAUGGAAGGAUCCCAACGUUGUACACAGAAGAUGA